AUGCCCAUUAGACGACUAGAUCAGCUGGUGGUCAACAGAAUCGCUGCAGGCGAGAUCAUCAUCCAACCAGCUAACGCGCUCAAAGAGCUUCUAGAGAACUCCGUUGAUGCUGGAGCCACAAGCGUGGAUAUUCUCGUGAAAGACGGAGGAUUGAAGUUUUUGCAGAUUACAGAUAACGGAUCGGGCAUCAAUGUUGACGAUAUGCCGCUUCUUUGUGAGAGAUUCGCAACAUCCAAGCUCAGUCUGUUUGAAGACUUGGAGAGUUUGGCAACUUACGGGUUUCGAGGCGAGGCAUUGGCGUCGAUAUCCCAUAUUGCAAGAUUGAGCGUGAUUUCGAAAACAAAGGAGUCGCUGUUGGCCUACAAGGCGUUCUACAAUGCGGGCAUGUUGGCUACGAAUAAGUUCAAGGUGGAUGACGAGAGCAAGACGGCACCAAAGCCUGUUGCAGGCAAAAACGGAACACAAAUUACCGUUGAAGACCUCUUCUACAAUACGCCAUCGAGAUUACGGCUGAUGAAGCUGAAACUGGACGAACUUGCGCUGAUAUUGGACGUGGUUGGAAAAUACGCUGUACAUACCCAGGGAGUCGGAUUCACGUGUAAGAAGUUUGGCGAGCUGACGCCGGCUUUGGCUACGAGGCCACAAGCUGAAUUGAAGGAGCGUUUGAGGACGGUGUAUGGUGUGAGUGUGGCCAGUGACAUUAUAGAGUUCAGCAAAGAGGGUCCUUCGGAGUACGGACUCAUGAAGGUCAGCGGUGCCAUCACGGGGCUCAACUACAACAACAAGCGGAGAGCCGUUCCGGUGUUUUUCAUCAACAAUCGUCUGGUUUCCUGUGAACCGCUUAAGAGAGCUUUGGUCUCGUUGUACCAGGUAUUUCUACCCAAGGGCACGUACCCAUUUUUCUACCUUAGUUUGGAGAUCAAGCCGCAAAAUGUUGAUGUAAACAUCCAUCCAACGAAAAGAGAAGUCAGGUUUCUCUACGAGGAAGAGAUCAUCGAGUGGAUCACCGGUUUGGUCCACGAUACGCUAUCAUCGCACGACACCUCCAGAACAUUCAAACAAAGCACAUUCAAGCGGGGCAGUGACGUCGAUGACGUCGCAACGCAGGUCAAGAAAUAUCGUCAAGAAAACAAGCUUGUCAGGGUGGAUGCUUCGCAGCCCAAACUUGAAGCAUUUGUGUCAAAUCAGAACAAUGAGGAGGAUGACGAGGUUGAGGUGGAGGAACGCAGGGAGGUGCACCUUGACAGCAUACGAGAGUUACGCCAGGAAGUACUGGAAAAUGUUUACCGGCCAUUGACAAAUGUGUUCAACAACUUGGUCUACGUUGGUGUUGUUGAUGGAAAUCGCCGCUUAUGCUGCUUUCAGUACGACGUGAAGCUUUUUCUAUGCGACUACGGCGCCGUCCUUGCAGAAUUCUUCUAUCAAAUCGGCCUUCUAGAAUUUGCCAAUUACGGCCGAUACGAGCUCGACCCUCCCAUUUCACUCCACGACCUUCUUGCCCCGCUAUACGAAACAAGGGGUGACCUAGUUGCCCGUGAGGACGUCGUCUCCGCUAUUACUGGAAUGUCUGACAUGUUUUUGGAGUACUUUGCCUUGCACAUUGAACAAGGCAUGCUCCACUCGGUGCCAUUGCUCUUGACCGGUGCAGAGCCAGCCUUGGUCAAGUUGGCCCAUUUUGUCUAUAGAUUGGGCACAAAGGUUAAUUACCAGGACGAAAAAAAAUGUCUUAGUCAGGUGCUCCGUCAAAUCGCUCUCCUCUAUGUGCCCUCACCCACGGACACUAACGAGGGAUUCGAAAAACUCGAAAAUAUUAUUUUCCCAGCGGUUCGCCAAAAGCUCGUGGCGCCGGCCAAGCUCAUGGACCAUGUUGUCCAGAUAGCCGAUCUCCCGGGACUCUAUAAGGUUUUUGAGAGAUCAACCACUUGUUUCUUUGAAAACAUCAUGUUGAUCGAGGCCUCCGCCAACGACAGUUACAUGAAAACGCUCUCCUUGGGGAGCUUUCCACUGAAGGUCCUUGAUUUUCAAGAGCUGCCUGAUUUCUUCCAGCAGACCGUGUUUGUGGACUACCAGCUCCAGUUGCUUAUCCAACACGAUCUCGGCGAUGCUAUUGCCUCCAGAAAAAACUCUGAUGCGGCUAAGCUGGCGCUGGAGAAGUUGGCUCAGUUGAAAAAUUACAUAUCGUCCAUUGGUGCCAAUUACUCUGCCAGAAACAAGUCCUACGAGGAAGCUCUCUACCACACCGUGGUCUUGGCCGACUUGCACUACUUGAGCGGGGAAUAUGAGCAAAUGCUGGCCACUCUCUCGUCGUUCACGUUGUCCAAGUCGCCCAGACUCGACUCUGAGGCCCAGGAGGACUUGGUGGACUACUUGACCGCCAGGUUCUAUGCCCUCUACGGCUCUGGAAAGAGAGAUGGUGCUUACAAGCACUGGCUUGAAUACUUGACCAACUUAACAAAGUACGGAACAAAGAGCCAGAUUGCCGCCAAUCGCUGGCAGGACACUAUCUUGCUCAGAGUCGUUGGCCUUUUGAGCUCCAACGGUAGCAGACCUCUUCGGUUCAAGGACAUUCUUGCUCAAUCGUUCAACGAAAACGCUUGCAGCAUCACUGCAAUCUCGAGUUUCUGCUUGAGACCAGAGAACGAGAAGCACGUCGUCAAGGAGUUCCGUGGAGACUUUGUGGUGUUUUUGACCGAGUUGGUCAACUCCAAGAUUAAGCAAAAGAGGGACUUCCCUGAUGCUCUGGCCGAGCUCAGCGAAGAGGAUAACUUCAUUGACUCCCUUUACGAAGCUCUUUACGACAUCUCCACCCAGCGCCCACUUGUGGCCCAAGUGCUCAAACCAAAGCUUUCCAAGAAGUUCUUGGUGAACAUGACCGAAAAGACUUACCAGAGUUUCACUGUGCUCUCGAACUUAAUCAGAACAUUGCUUGACUUGGAAGAGUACGACGAGGCUAUCGCUGCCCUCAAGACCUACAUCGACUACGUUGAGAAGGAUCUGGAACAGAACCACGGCAGAGUCCAGAACAUCUUAGACGUCAUUGACAUUUACACCAUGUGUAUCCAGCACUUCAACCCUAAACACUCCAUGAUCCCUGCUUCUCAGGAAGCCGACAUUCCCAAGAAGUUCCGCUACACCAGCUUGUACUCUGUGGUGGAGCAGCUUAAGGGCUUUUCCAAACAACUUUUACACUACUUGGAUGAGCUUUCCAAGGUUGCAGACUUGCAGUAUGACGAAGCAGCCGGCUUGCAAGACAACAGAUUAUCUUUCUUGUACCACAGAUACAACACUAACUUGGUGAUGACCGACCAGUCCAAGUUCGUACGUAUUGUGUCAAAGGCCUGGUUUGUGAUGGGUGAUCUUCACUCCUACUUGGCUUCUCACCUGUCUGCAACUCACGAGAUCAUGAAGGACAACACUGAGACUGUUCUCAAAUACUGGAAAAACAGUUUGAUUGUCAACUCUACAGGCAACUCGACCUUGCUCUUCAAGUAUGCAUUGGAGUUGUCCUACAAUAACCUUGUGGAGCCAGCCUUGAAGUUGUGCAAGUUUGCAUUGAAGAAAUACCCUGAGCAAUUCCAGGUCUGGAACUUGUUGGUGUUGUUGCACUCUGCCGCUGAGACUGAGAAGAGCAGCACAGACAAUGAAAUCAACCAGGUGAACCACGCUGCAAUCUUGGACGACCUCAAGAAGUCCGGCACGGACCAGACCAGCUUAGCUGAGUCUGAGAGGUUUGUGGAGGAUGCUUUGAACAUUGCUGGUCUCUACAUGCAAAAGUCCAAACAAAAGGGAACUCCCAUUUCAUUCCAGAAGAAGUACUCUAUCUUGCAAUUGAAGAUGACGCAGCUUGCUAUGUGGGAAGCAAAACAUGGCAUUGAGUUCAUCUUGGACUCCAUCGCCGAAGUCUUUGUCUUGUACCGUGAGUUGUUUGAGCAAGGCGAUGUCAAGGACUACAGCCAGAAGGAAUUGCCACCUCAGCCUCAACACUUGAAUCCAGUUCAGUCCAUUGCCGAGAGCAAAUGGUCCCAUCGUCCCAGUGUUGUUGACCCUGCCAUUCCUGAGCUCAAGGUUGACAAGUCCUCCCUGAGGGAGCACCGUGCUGCCAAAGACAGACUCAAGAGAAAGUUGUCUACUAAGAGUUCCAGCAAAUCAGAGCCCAGACCAUCCAAGCCUGCUGGCCGUGUGUUGCAGGAAGUAUGGUUGUGGGCAGCUUCGAUCUACCUCAGAUUGGGCUCUCUCCAAGAGGCCGAGGAGUGUAUUGUCGAAGCCGAGACCGUGGCUCCACCUAAUGUCAAGACCUACACUUUCUUGGGUCUCUUGACGUCCAAGUCCCGUAAGUUCUUGUCACUCCAAGAGUUUGAGAGAUCUUUGGAGGAGUUCCACCACCCCGAAGAGAAGUUCAACAAGAAGGCCUACGGUGUUACCUUGCUUGGUAUGUGCAAGCUUUUCAUCGAGGACGACGAGCCCGAGAGCUCGCUCUUCAUCUCCAACAAGGACUUGGAUGCUGGAUUGAUCAGAGUCAAGAACUACUUGGAGGAGUACAGCAACUGCUGGCCAUAUGGGCACAACAGCCCAGAACUUUGGUACUACCUUAGCACCAUUUAUGAGAAAUUUGACGACAAGCUCUUGUUCAACGAGGCACUCUGGAAGUGCGUCGAGCUUGAGAACAAGCGCCCAGUCAGAGCAUACCAUGUGUGUGAGGAGUGGGUGUAG
Molecule: messenger RNA, 4710 nt
Organism: Candidozyma pseudohaemuli
Lineage: Eukaryota; Fungi; Ascomycota; Pichiomycetes; Serinales; Metschnikowiaceae
Gene: MLH1
Product: mismatch repair ATPase
Exons: 2
Coding region: 1-4710 (1569 amino acids)
Biological process (GO): mismatch repair
Cellular component (GO): MutLalpha complex
Molecular function (GO): ATP-dependent DNA damage sensor activity; mismatched DNA binding; ATP hydrolysis activity
Source: RefSeq, a predicted model, not a curated record